AUGCUGACGAUUAAGAAGGUUCCGACAGUGGUCUCCCUGAACCAGGAGGAGGAUCAGCCCGCGGGCUGCGGUCGCCGCUGUCUGAAUUCCUGCUGCACCAUUGGUGCUCGCAUGCCGCUGUACGCGUACGCGAAGCGUCCGUGCACCAAGCCGGAGCGCAUCCAAUCGUUCACGGAGCUGGACGGGGUUCCUGGUUUCCAGCCCGGGUUUCUCGGCAACACCACGAGCUUCGCGUCGUACGACGACCUGCUGUCGAUCCGCGAGUCGCUGUCGUCGUCCGACGAGGACUCGCUGUCGUCCGGCGGCGCGAGCGACAUCCACGACGACGACGCCUUCUCGCUGCGCAAGCACAUCACCUCCGAGUGGGAGAAGAAGUUUCAGGAGGGGCUAUUCCGCUAUGACGUGACAGCAUGCGAGUCAAAGGUUAUCGAAGGUCGCCUGGGCUUCAUUGCGCAGCUGAACGAGGGGAGGCACUCCAAGAAGCGUCCCACCGAAUUCCGCGUGGACAAGGUGCUGCAGGCGUUUGAUCCCGCCAAGUUCAAUUUCACCAAGGUUGGGCAGAACGAGAUGCUCUUCCGCUUUGAGGAAGGCAAGGACGAGGAGAGCCGCUUCUAUGAAGCCGCCCUCGUGGAGGAGAGCCCCAGCCUCAUGGUCAUUAACGUGUCUCCCAUUGACUACGGCCACGUGCUGCUGGUUCCCCGUGUGCUCGACAAGAUCCCCCAGUGCAUGCACGAAUCCAGUCUCCUCAUGGCUCUCCGCCUAGCCUCGGAAGUCAACGACCCUGCCUUCAGGAUCGGGUACAACAGCCUCGGCGCCUUCGCCACCAUCAACCACCUGCACUUCCAGGCCUACUUUCUCGACCUGCCCUUUGCGAUUGAGCGUGCAUCUUCGAAGGAGAUCGCUGUUUCAACGAAUGAGGUCAAGAUUGGGGAGCUUGUGGAUUAUCCAGUGAAAACGUUGGUGUUCCAAGCGGGUGCAUGCAUUGAGCAGAUGGCAUCGGCUGCUGCGGCGGCAUGUUGCAAGCUCCAGGAAGGGAACAUUCCCUUCAACAUGUUUAUCGUGGACAGGGGCACCCGGUUGUUCCUGAUUCCACAGAGGUAUGCAGAGAGGCAGGCAAGGGGCGAGAUCAGCCAAGAGCUUCUUGACACGCAGGUGAACCCUGCAGUGUUUGAAAUUUCCGGUCAUAUCGUGUGCAAGCGCCGGGAGGAUUACGAUAAUGCUUCCGAGGAAUGGACCUGGAAGCUUCUGGAAGCAACGUCCCUCACUGAAGAGGGAUUUGAAGUUGUCAGGAAGAUUUCUGUGGAAGCGCUGGCAGAGUCUGCCUUCGAGUUUGCUGAGAUAGGAAUGAGUGGUGUGGUUGGGAAGGGAAAGGCGGAGUUUGUGAGUGAGGCUGGUGCUUGGGUUGAUUUUGCAGCUAAGAAAGGUGAAGCGGCGGGACGCGCUAUCCUGGAAGUUUACAACAGCCACCAAGACGACUGGGGAGUGAGCGUGAAAUCGGACCACUCUCCGCUGACCGACGCUGACUCGAAGGCCAACGCGUUAAUCUGCAGCGAGCUUGCGCGCAUCACGCCGCACGUUCCGAUCGUCAGCGAGGAGACGAAGCUGGUGCCGUACUCCGUGAGGAAGGAGUACCAGCUGUGGUGGUGCGUGGAUCCGUUAGACGGCACGAAGGAAUUCAUCAAGCGGAACGGGCAGUUCACAGUAAACAUUGCCCUGGUGAAAGGCGAUCGACCCAUUCUAGGGGUGGUUCACACGCCCUGCCUCAAAAAGACUCACUGGGCCGUUGCUGGGAAAGGAGCUUUCCUGCGGGACCAUUCCAGCCAAUCAGAUUCAUCAUCCCUGCCCGAGGAUAAGCCGAUCCGGGCAGCUGAAUAUACGGACGCCGACCCGGGACUGGUGAUCAUGGGGUCGCUGUCUCACAGCACGCCCGAGACAGAGAAAUUUAUCGGGCAGUUUAAGGAUCCGAAAGUGGAGGCAAUGGGCAGCUCGCUGAAAUUCAUGCGGGUUGCAGAGGGGUCUGCACAUUUGUACCCAAGACUGGCUCCGACAUCAGAGUGGGACACCUGUGCUUCUCAGAUCAUAGUGGAAGAGGCUGGAGGGAAGGGCAAGAGGGGCGGCAAGCUCGUAUUGCCGGGCGGCAGUGAGGGAGGCGACGAAAUGGGGGAAGGCCGUUUGAUAGAGAGGAGGAGGUCCCACUACACUGCUACCACACCUCCUGCUGUUGCCACCUCCCCUGCUGCUGCUGUCGCCCCUACUGGUAUCACUCCUGGUGCUGUUGCCAUAUUCUCUACCAUGCACUCCCCUGCCAUUACAUGCCUCUCCUCUGCCCCUGCUGCUGCUCACUCCUUUGUCCCUGCUGCUGCUCACUCCUCUGUCCCUGCUGCUGCUCACUCCUCUGCUGUAAUCCAUAACUGUCCUCUCCCUCCUCAUCCUCCUCUCUCUCCUCAUCCCCACUCCACCCUCCACCACCCCUCCUCACCCCUUCAGUCUCUCUCCUCUCCCUCCUCCCUCCUCCCAACCCCACCCCCCUCUCCACCUCCUCACUCCCUUCACCUCCAUUCCUCCUCGCCGCCUCUCCUCCCUUCCCUUCCUCUCUCUCCAGCCCCCCCCGCCCCGCCUCCCCUCUCUCUGUCCCCUCUCUCUCCCUCCUCCGCUCCUCCUGCAACUGAACAGCAAGAGGGGGGAUAA
Messenger RNA from Closterium sp. Yama58-4, 2688 nucleotides. Lineage: Eukaryota; Viridiplantae; Streptophyta; Zygnematophyceae; Desmidiales; Closteriaceae. The record is from the annotation of a GenBank genome assembly.